This is a messenger RNA of Lineus longissimus, 1385 nucleotides long. RefSeq names its product splicing factor 3A subunit 2-like. The record is from RefSeq and is a predicted model, not a curated record. NCBI's taxonomy places the organism in Eukaryota, Metazoa, Nemertea, Pilidiophora, Heteronemertea, Lineidae. Gene Ontology annotation, biological process: spliceosomal complex assembly. Gene Ontology annotation, molecular function: nucleic acid binding; zinc ion binding. Gene Ontology annotation, cellular component: nucleus; U2-type prespliceosome; catalytic step 2 spliceosome. The transcript has 8 exons. Bases 147 to 1154 code for a protein of 335 amino acids.
CCUUCAUGGUGCGUAAUUUGCACGUAUUUUCGGGAACUUGACAAGUAAAAACAUGAUUUUCUAACAGAUCAACACUACAAAUUUAGCCGAGAGAAUAACUUAUGAAUUGAAUUAGCACAGUCACUCAGUGACACUUCACAGUUGCCAUGGAUUUUCAGAAUAGGGCCGGCGGAAAGACUGGCACUGGGGGCGUUGCCUCAGCCUCAGAAUCUAAUCGUGAUAGAAGAGAGCGACUUCGUCAGUUAGCAUUGGAGACAAUUGAUAUAAAUAAGGAUCCUUAUUUUAUGAAAAAUCAUUUAGGUUCCUACGAGUGUAAAUUAUGUUUAACUCUUCACAACAAUGAAGGAAGCUACUUGGCCCACACGCAGGGAAAGAAACAUCAAGCAAAUUUGGCUCGUCGAGCUGCUAAAGAAGCCAAGGAAUCUCCAGCACAGCCUGCGCCUGAAAAACCCAGAGUUGACAUAAAGAAAUUUGUAAAGAUUGGACGGCCUGGUUACAAAGUCACCAAACAGAAAGACCCAGAGACCGGUCAGCAGAGUUUGCUGUAUCAGAUCGAUUAUCCAGAGAUCGUGGAAGGAAUUGCACCAAGACAUCGCUUCAUGUCAGCAUAUGAACAAAAGGUGGAGCCACCAGACAGGAAGUGGCAGUAUUUGCUAUUUGCUGCCGAACCAUAUGAAACUAUUGCAUUUAAGGUACCCAGCCGGGAAGUUGACAAGGACCCCAAAAAGUUAUGGACACAUUGGAAUCGGGAAACAAAACAGUUUUUCCUCCAGUUCGCCUUCAAGAUUGAUCCAAAAUUACUUGCGCAACAACAACAGCAACAACAAGAGCAGAUGCAGAUGCAUCGGGAGCGACAACAACGAGAACGGCAGCAGAUGAAUGAACAGAUGCAGCAGCCUCCGCUCGUUCCUCCGCCUCCGAUGCCAAUUGGGAUUCCUCCUCCGCCUCCAAUGGGGAUGCCACGUCCACCCCCUGGGAUGCCCAACAUGCGGCCACCCCCUCCUCCCCCAGCCCCUCCAGUGGGAGUCCCUCCACCUCCACCUAUGCCUCCAAUAUCUAUGUCGGGAACUACACCACCACCUGUUCCUCCACCCCCUGCUCCUCCUGCAAUGCCGAAUGUUCCCCCACCCCCUCCACCACCACUGGACCACUGAAAGAAAACGAACAGGCCUAUUGGUCUAAAAUCAGUUUUUUUACAGAAUUUUAUUUUAAACAGGUUAGCUAAACACAGGACAUGCUGGGUUGGCUAUUGGGUAUGUUUGGUGGAAAUAACCAAAUUUCUAGGGAAAUUGAAACAAUAGUUGUGAUGUUAUCAAUACCUCCCAUCAUGCAAGUGGAAAACCAUGUGUAUUCCAGUACAACAAUAAAAGAUAUUGUAAUUGCGA